UACUUCAAAUUUAGAUAACUGUGUAUCGUCCACUAUUCUUAAUUAGGAGCAAAAUGGCUCCACGACACAUUGCUUCGCUCUGUGUCAUUGGUCUCAUUACUGCGACAACCGUCCUUGGUCACAUUGCUCCGCCACAUUUUAUUGCAAAACGUGACUCUUCCGCGGAGGAUGACUCCCUCAGAAAAGAGUUACAAUCUCGGGCUGAAAAAAUCCCCGUGGAACGCUACGAUUCGGAUCCGAUCCUUCACCAAACGGUGGACUCGGUGAAUGAGAAAUCCGUCUACAAGGAUCCCCAAACUGACAUGGAAUACUACGAGACUGAUCACUCUGACCGCAAUAAAGCGGCCGUAGCAUUGACAGGAGGGGAAGACAAGCUUCCCAUCACUUCCGGUGGGGACAAAAGGGUCUUCGUGGUCAUGAGGAUGAGCAACAUUGAAGGAAAACCAAAAAAGUAUUAUCCGUCCAUCGCGUAUUUAGUGAAACCGGACUCUAGUUCAGCACCUGCCGACCUUGUAGAGUCCAAGGGGAUCAAGUACGCGGUGGAAUGGGCAGUUUGGAACGAUGGGGUCCUUCAGGGUUUCAAAUACAGCUUCCAAUUUGCCGUGUGUCGCUACAGUAUUAUCAUUCCGUGCAAACCUGAGCUUCCUAUUGCAAACUUUACGGGUUCCACUUCUUCGUCACAGUCCUCUGCGACUACGACGGAAAAACCGAAAACUACAGAAAAAGUUGAGGAGAAAUAUCCGCUAAAUGACUAUUCCGACUUUUUCCUCGACCUUGAUAACAAGAUGAAUGGAAGGUUCCAACUUGUCGGGAUGGCGUUCGAUUUCCUCAAUAAAGCCGUGGAUGGAGUGGGUGCACUGUGGUGCGGGAUUUCUGGCAUGGUUUUGGGGCAAUGUCACGGAUAUGAUCCAAAAGAUGGGUACACAAAGUCACAGAUCGGUACUCCAGUGAUUCGAAGUGACGGAAAAAUUAUGGGUGAGUUUUUGACGGUACAAAUUACUCUAAAAUACUUUAAUAGAAAAUUCUGUUGGAAUUCGUUAGCCGCCGGUGCAAGUGAGGCGUUCGGAUCGGACGGUAUUUUGGGAACCGUGAUCAACUCCGUCUUCACGGCAAACAAGGAUGUACCCAAAGCUCUUCUGAACGCACCGCCACCGCAAGAUGUUCCCAUUGGGGUGCAGGACGAAGAGCAGACGAUUUACCUCAACGCUCCUCCUCCAGCCAAGCGGAGGGUAACGCGUGGCGAAACUGCCCCUGGACCUCGAAUGAAGGGAUGGAGAACACAAUACGCCAAAACCAUCGAGCCCAACAUUAUCUUCAACAAAGAUAAGGACAUCUUUUACGGGAUCGGACAUUGUCCUCCAUCUCCCAAAAGUUCCGCCGAUCUUUACGACACUGCCACCACGGAGGAACUCAUCAUCAAUUUUUACAUGGUGCUUCUCCGCAAUGGAUGCAUAUCACGAGUCAAAAUGGUCAUCCCUGCCCUAAAAUCGGAAGGAAUUCUCGAAUUUAAGGACAAAGCUAUAAACGUCGUGGCCGGAAAUAAGCUGACAACUGAAUCCAAACUGACAUGGAUAGAAGAACAAAAACUCACAUCUGCCUUUGAAAUCAAUGCGGUAUCCUCCGCUUACAAAGAAUCUCGAGACAAACCAGAUCCCGAACCUAAAAAUCCACUCGAUCAAAAAAUCACAAACAGUGUAAAAUUCCUAGAAAAAUUUUCCGUAAAUUUUAUCACUCUCGCAAAGUCCAAAGCACCCAAACAUUUUAUCCGACUGCUUCGCCACUUGGUGCAAAUUCUCCGCUCCGCAAUGGAACGGCUGGGAGAAGACUCGCAAAACUUGGACGAAUGCAGCGGUGAUUGUUCGAAGGAUAAGGAAAUCUUGAAUAACGAUAAGUUAGCGGUGAUGGGAAUCAUUAAAUUCGUUAUGCAUGGUUUUCCCACGGCGGAUGACCAGGUUUAUGCCUCUUUGAAAGAAUUCAUGACAAAGAAUCGGCCCCAGAUUGAGACAGCGUUGAAGGAAUCUAGAGUCUAGUAAAAUAAUAAUACAACCCCCACCAGUUCUUAUUUAUUUAGUCAUUGAUUGUGUAUUCACUAAAUUCAUAAGUAUUUAUUCUUUACACAUGUUUGUGUUAUUUAUAAAUAAAUAAAUAAAUUCUGGAAAGCCUGUAAUAAAUGAUUUUGAAUGAGUGUUAUUGUCAAUCUUGGCCAUUGUUUAAGUACAAGCUAUACAUAUUUGUUACUUAAUUAGGCAGGCGUUCUACUCUCCAUCCACGAUGGAGAUGCGAUCCGCAGAUGGGAUGCAGAUAAGCAGCAUCCGACUUGUCUCGUUAUUUUAUGGUUUGCUAUUCAUAAUUGGACCAGGAGGAGAUUGUGACGUAAAUUCUCCCGUUGUUGUCGCCCAUUUGGAGAAAUUGGCUGGUGCAAUUCCUAUCGUUCGAUUUGAAUCUGACACUGUGGUCAAGCAACAAGUUGAUAAGGCCAACAGCAUAUCAAAGUAUACGCUGUUUGGAGAUACCGAAGUUCUGUAUGAGAGAAGCUCGAACGAUAAGAAUAAAGAUGUCGUCAUCUUGACCUCUGAGGAGGAUAAUAUUCCAUUCACUACUUUUAAAAAGAUUUACGUCGUUUUGAAAAGGAAGCCGG
Folsomia candida is the source of this 2638-nucleotide messenger RNA. RefSeq lists its product as uncharacterized. NCBI's taxonomy places the organism in Eukaryota, Metazoa, Arthropoda, Collembola, Entomobryomorpha, Isotomidae. Bases 54 to 2030 code for a protein of 658 amino acids. The record is from RefSeq and is a predicted model, not a curated record. The transcript has 9 exons.